This is a messenger RNA of Epithele typhae, 846 nucleotides long. RefSeq lists its product as uncharacterized. The transcript is spliced from 2 exons. Bases 1 to 846 code for a protein of 281 amino acids. The record is from RefSeq and is a predicted model, not a curated record. Lineage: Eukaryota; Fungi; Basidiomycota; Agaricomycetes; Polyporales; Epitheliaceae.
AUGUACUCUGAGCAUCACAUCCAACCGCAUGCGCCCCAUCUUCAGAGGGUAGCGACCCAUCAACCAUACCCAUACGCACCCAUUCCCGAUGCCUCCACACAAUUCUUCGUCCCUGUGCUAGGACCGAUGGUAUCGAGUCAGUCGGAAGAACGCUCGUUUUCAGCACCUGCACUCAGCCCUCUGUUCAGCGACCCAUUCCUGUGGCAUCCUGCCUCAUUCUCUCUCCGUGAUGUUCCUACGCCCAUCUUCCCGUCCGCAUCCAUCCCUCAGUAUUCAACUAUCCCGAACCAUCUCCCCAAUCAUGUCUCAUUCCCUCACAAUGCGAUGCACGCGGGGGCGGCCGCGGUCGGGACUUUCUCCGCACAGAUCGCUCCCACACAGCAACCACCCCCACCUAAAUCGACCCCUCGCCGCCAACCACCCCCGCUCGCGCUUCGCUACCACCCGAGCGUCCGAUCCCGUCUUACGCGCCGCGGCCCACCGCGGCCCACCGUCACCACCUCCUCCUCCCCACUGUCCACGACCGCCCCGCGCAGGACCAGCCGCCCCGGGCCCGCCCAUCGCUGCCCCGAGUGCGCGAAGGAGUUCAACCGCGGCCAAGACGUCGCGCGGCACGUCAGGGAGGUGCACAACCGCAUCCCGGGCGCCUGGGCGUGCUGCGGGCUCCCCGUCGACUUCGCGGCCCGGACGCACUCGCGCACGUACAACGGCGUGGAGGUGGCAGGCGGGUGCGGGCUGGACUGCUCGCGCAAGGCCGCGCUCGCGCGGCACCUGCAGCGCAGCGCGGGGUGCGUGGGGGACGUGCGGGGGUGGUGGCUCAUUGGGAACCAGGUCGGGGCGCGGUGA